AUGAAUCAGGUUGUGACUAAAAAUGAGGUAUGCGAUUUAUCAGAGAACGAUAAUAUCAAUUCGAUCAUAAAUUCAACAAAUGUGCAUAGCGCGAAAUUCAGUGGAAGCGAUAACCGCCGACUUCCCGCCAAGAAGAGACAAAUCGUGCCCGAGGAGCAUUCGAGCUUUGAGAAUGAGUGUAAACAAGUAAUUCCGAACGCCAAAACCAAUGACCAUAAUAACAGUAACGAUGACAAUUACUACUUCUUAAUGAGUCUGUUGCCGUCCUUGCGCGAAGUACCGAAAAACAGAAAUAUGGCGAUUCGAAAUAAAUUGCAGAGAGUGUUUGUCGAAGAACAGGAGACGAAAAAUUGCAAUGAUAAUGACAAUAAUAAUAUCAAUAACAAUAAUUGUUCACCGUAUUCCACUCCGAACGCAGAUCAGGAACAGGUGCAGGUACAGUCACCGUUACUUCCGCCGCAAUACCCAUACCCGAAUGUACAGCAUCCCAUUCACGGUAACGUCAACUGCAACUACGCUAUGGCGAUGCCAUUGCAAAAUGCUGCGACCACGUCUAUGGCCCAUGGCGAAGUACAUCUUGUGCAACCAACAUUGGAAUACGCGAACAAUUUGACCGGACAACAGCAAUUGCAGCAGUACAUCAACGCCAACAAUAACAUUUGGGGCUAUAACCCCCGCAACGUGGGCAAUAAUACUAAUUUUGCUUAUCAACCGGAAAUCAGGGAACAGCAAACCUUUACAUACUUGUAA
Melanaphis sacchari is the source of this 750-nucleotide messenger RNA. RefSeq lists its product as uncharacterized. Gene Ontology annotation, molecular function: DNA binding. The transcript has a single exon. The record is from RefSeq and is a predicted model, not a curated record. Bases 1 to 750 code for a protein of 249 amino acids. NCBI's taxonomy places the organism in Eukaryota, Metazoa, Arthropoda, Insecta, Hemiptera, Aphididae.